Phragmites australis (common reed) is the source of this 1309-nucleotide messenger RNA. Its product is annotated as glutathione S-transferase DHAR1, mitochondrial-like. The record is from RefSeq and is a predicted model, not a curated record. The transcript is spliced from 4 exons. Gene Ontology annotation, biological process: cellular oxidant detoxification; ascorbate glutathione cycle; protein glutathionylation. NCBI's taxonomy places the organism in Eukaryota, Viridiplantae, Streptophyta, Magnoliopsida, Poales, Poaceae. Bases 31 to 732 code for a protein of 233 amino acids. Gene Ontology annotation, molecular function: glutathione dehydrogenase (ascorbate) activity.
CCAGGACGCCACGACCCGAAGCCUCUGGAAAUGCACUCGCACCGCGCGUCCACGAAGGUAACCUUCCGCCUCCUCUCCGCUUCCCCCGCACCGCUCGCCGCGCGCUCUCGCGACGGUCCCGCACGCCUCCCCCGGCGACGAAGCGAUGGCCGUCCUCCUCCGAAGCACGACCUCCGCGACCGCCACGACCACUGGGCCCACCUCGGCCCUUCUGGUGACCACCUUCUGCCGCGGCCGCCUCCUGCCCCGCGCCUUGGCUCAGCCGCUGGAGGUCUGCGCCAAGCAGUCUGUCACCGUCCCCGGCCGCCUCGGCGACUGUUAUUCCAAAUCAACCCAGAAGGUAAGGUGCCUAUUGUGAAGGUUGAGGACAAAUGGAUUUCUGAUUCUGAUAUUAUAACACAAGUAAUAGAAGAGAAGUACCCUGAACUAUCCUUGGCAACUCCACCAAACAAAGCUUCAAUGGACCAUUUAUUAAUGGUGGAACAAUUUCUGCUUCUGAUCUCUCUUGGGCCUAAACUAUAUCACAUGGAGAUAGCUCUGGGCCAUUACAAGAAUUGGUCUGUUCCAGAUUCACUUUCACAUGUAAAAACAUACAUGAAGUCGAUUUUCUUAAUGGAUUCUUUUGUCGAUACUCGAUCUCUGCCACAUUACUGGAUGGCGCCCAAAAGUUACAGGUUAAAUCACAUUUCUAAAGUAAGACAUCCAGGUAAACUGCGUAUAUUUCCUUUAUAGAAGGAAGAACAUUUCCUUGUUAUGACUUCCUUGGUCUAGUAUUUUGCCUUUGUUGAAACAAUGAUGAUAGGAUGCAUCGUUCAUACUUAUCUAGUAAACCAGAAAUAUGGGGGCUUUCUUAGGCUUGCUAUUGGCAAAUCAUAUGCAAAAACAAUAUUUCAACAUAUGUACAAUUGAGUUUGUGUAAAAAUAUACAAAUACAUUUUCAAAAAAUUGUAGUUGUUGCUCACAUAGAUGAUGGGCUAAUGAUUGCGUACUAAACUUAGUCUUCGGCCUUCAAUUUCUGAAUUAUGUUGGGCUAGAAGCUAGGUGCAGCUCAGCAACUGUUGUGGAUUUGUGGUGAUGCCUCCUACCAUUAACAAGGCCCAGGAACCAAUACAUCUGCAUAGCUCAUACUGUUUUCUCUUUUUGAACUGCAUUGGCUCUGGUUAUUCAUAUGUAGGAAGUAAAUAGAAGAUAAUAACAUUACGAUGUUUAGCUUCUUUGACCAUACUUCGCAGCCAGACCAUCAUAUAUUAUUUAGCUGUUUUUAUGUCUUGGAACAAUAUUCCGUUAUUAAAGUCGGUUCGGUUGUAAA